Epithele typhae is the source of this 1020-nucleotide messenger RNA. Its product is annotated as ubiquinone biosynthesis O-methyltransferase. The record is from RefSeq and is a predicted model, not a curated record. Lineage: Eukaryota; Fungi; Basidiomycota; Agaricomycetes; Polyporales; Epitheliaceae. The transcript has 4 exons. Gene Ontology annotation, molecular function: 2-methoxy-6-polyprenyl-1,4-benzoquinol methyltransferase activity. Gene Ontology annotation, biological process: ubiquinone biosynthetic process. The coding region runs from base 1 to 1020 and encodes 339 amino acids.
AUGCCGACCUCCUUCACACGAGUUGCUCGUGUCCCUCGGACUGCACUUCUCCGAACCUCAAGGCCUCUCGCUACCACCUGCAGGCGCCAUUCAACGCUUUCUAAUGCGACCCCAGGGCACAGCGGCAGCAAUGGGCAGUCAAGUGUCAAUUCGGACGAGAUUGCGCACUUCUCCAAACUCUCGCAGACGUGGUGGGAUGAGCGCGGCGAAUUCGGACUCCUCCACCGGAUGAACCCCGUGCGGAUGGAGUUCGUCCGCCAGAAAGUGCUCGAGAUUCAGCGUGAAGACGGCGAGGAGGAUGUCAACGAGGCGCGCCCGCUCACUGGGCUGGAUGUACUGGAUGUUGGGUGUGGUGGGGGAUUGCUCAGUGAGGCAUUGGCGAGGUUGGGAGGCCGGACCCUCGGUAUUGAUGCAACCCCCUCAAAUAUCGCCAUGGCCUCCAUGCACGCCGGCGCGGACCCCUCAUUCUCAGCAGGCGCGUCUUCGAAAGGCAAGGGCACCCUAGCGUACGAACACACAUCGGUGGAAGAUCUUCUCGCGCGGCGUGGUCCCCAGUCCUUCGAUGUCGUAUGCUCGAUGGAAGUCAUCGAGCACGUCGACAACCCCCGUACGUUCCUGUCGAAUUGUGCGACUCUGGUGAAGCCGGGUGGCCAUCUCUUCCUCUCAACCAUCGCGCGCACACCCCUCUCGUACGCGCUCACCAUCCUCGCCGCUGAGCACCUCCUCCAGCUCGUCACUCCCGGGACACACACCUACUCCAAGUACAUCAACCCCGACGAGCUCGCCGGUUUCUUCCUCGAGGCCCCCGUCACCUCCGACGCGCCAGAGACGGAGCGGCCGUGGAUAUCGCGCCUGUACGGGGGUCGCCCCCUGCGGACUGAGGCCGAGAUUUGCGGGAUGGUCUACGUGCCGUGGAAGGGCGAGUGGACGCUUGUCCCCCGAGGCGCGCCAGGAGCGAGCGUGUGGGCGGAAGGGUGCAACUACAUGUUUUGGAUUCGGCGUCCGCUCGUGGCAGCAUAA